Molecule: messenger RNA, 2310 nt
Organism: Miniopterus natalensis
Lineage: Eukaryota; Metazoa; Chordata; Mammalia; Chiroptera; Miniopteridae
Gene: SLC22A5
Product: solute carrier family 22 member 5
Biological process (GO): transmembrane transport; carnitine transport
Cellular component (GO): membrane
Molecular function (GO): ATP binding; transmembrane transporter activity
Source: RefSeq, a predicted model, not a curated record
ACCCUCGGUAACGCCUUCGACCGCGCGACACCCGCCGGAGAACGCUUUUAUCAUCACCUCCUGGAAGCAAGCUGCCGAACCGCGGCGGGCAGCAUGCGGGACUACGACGAGGUGACCGCCUUCCUGGGAGAGUGGGGGCUCUUCCAGCGCCUCAUCUUCUUCCUGCUCAGCGCCAGCAUCAUCCCCAACGGCUUCAAUGGCAUGUCCGUCGUGUUCCUGGCAGGGACCCCGGAGCACCGCUGCCGGGUGCCGGACACCGUGAACCUGAGCCGCGCCUGGCGCAACCACAGCGUCCCGCGGAGGCUGCAGGACGGCCGCGAGGUGCCUCACAACUGCCGGCGCUACCGGCUCGCGGCGAUCGCCAACUUCUCGGCGCUCGGGCUGGAGCCGGGGCGCGACGUGGAUCUGGAGCAGCUGGAGCAGGAGAGCUGCCUGGAUGGCUGGGAGUUCAGCCAGGACGUCUACCUGUCCACCAUCGUGACCGAGUGGAACCUGGUGUGUGAGGACGACUGGAAGGCCCCGCUGACAGUGUCCUUGUUUUUCGUGGGUGUGUUGGUGGGCUCCUUCGUUUCGGGGCAGCUCUCAGACAGGUUUGGUCGGAAGAACGUGCUGUUUGUGACCAUGGCCAUGCAGACAGGCUUCAGCUUCCUGCAGAUCUUCUCCAAGAACUUCGAGAUGUUUGCUGUGCUGUUUUUCCUUGUAGGCGUGGGCCAGAUCUCCAACUAUGUGGCAGCAUUUGUCCUGGGAACAGAAAUUCUUGGCAAGUCAGUGCGUAUUAUAUUCUCUACGUUAGGAGUGUGCAUAUUUUAUGCAGUCGGCUACAUGCUGCUGCCACUGUUUGGUUACUUCAUCAGAGACUGGCGGAUGCUGCUGCUGGCGCUGACGGUGCCGGGGCUGCUGUGCGCGGUGCUCUGGUGGUUCAUCCCUGAGUCCCCCCGAUGGCUCAUCUCUCAGGGACGAUUUAAAGAGGCAGAGGUGAUCAUCCAUAGGGCUGCCAAAAUCAAUGGGAUUGUUGCACCCUCAACCAUCUUUGAACCAAGUGAGCUACAAGACCUAAGUUCCCAGAAGCAGCAGUCCCACAGCAUCCUGGAUCUGUUCCGAACCCGGAAUAUACGAAUGGUCACCAUCAUGUCCAUAAUUCUGUGGAUGACCAUAUCAGUGGGCUAUUUCGGGCUCUCCCUGGACACUCCUAACUUGCAUGGCGACGCCUAUGUGAACUGCUUCCUAUCGGCAGUGGUUGAAGUCCCAGCCUAUGUGAUGGCCUGGCUGCUGCUGCAGCACGUGCCCCGGCGCUAUUCCAUGGCCAUGGCCCUCUUCCUGGGCGGCAGUGUCCUCCUGUUCGUGCAGCUCGUGCCCCCAGACUUGUAUUAUUUGUCCACCGUCCUGGUGAUGGUGGGCAAGUUUGGAGUCACUGCUGCAUUUUCCAUGGUCUACGUGUACACAGCUGAGCUGUACCCCACAGUGGUCAGAAAUAUGGGCGUGGGAGUCAGCUCCAUGGCAUCCCGCCUGGGCAGCAUCCUGUCCCCCUACUUCAUUUACCUUGGUGCCUACGACCGCUUCCUGCCCUACAUUCUCAUGGGAAGUUUGACCAUCCUGACAGCCAUCCUCACCUUGUUCCUCCCAGAGAGCUUUGGCAUCCCCCUCCCAGACACCAUUGACCAGAUGCUAAGGGUCAAAGGAAUAAAAUACAGGCAAACUCCAAGCCACACAAGGAUGUUAAAAGAUGGUGAAGAAAGCCCCACAGUCCUUAAAAGCACAGCCUUCUAACAACCUUGAGGGAGUGAGAAAGCGAAGAGGAAAGACUGGGUCUUAUCAGAAAUGGUUUGUGUAGACGCUGAGUCCUUCGGUGACAAAGGUCUUUGCUGCUCAUUCUGUUGACCCUUUGCCUUGCUCGUGGAUGGGCACCUGACUCAGAGGCUGCGUGUGGUCCUAGAGCUAGAGUGCCACCUUCCCUCCAGCGACACCGUGGCUACGGACAGACAACUUUAGAGAAAUCCCAAUUCAGUGAUGGACAGGGCACUUCCUAAGAAGUGAACUAGAACCAUUGGGAUUUGGAAGACUUUGAGAGGCAUCUGCUAAAUUUACAUUUUAAUUUUAGACUUCCUGAAAAGGCCCUCAAUAAAACUGGAGGCCUAAAUUCCAUCCCCUAAAUCUUUUCUCCCUUUCCCUUUAAUGGUGCACUUUAGAGGAAAUCAUUUCAGCCCUGGCUGGUGAUCUCAGUGGUUAGUGCCGGCCCAUGCACUGAUGGGUCUUGCGUUCCAUUCCUGGUCAAGGGCAUUUACCUGGGUUGCAGGUUCUAUCCCCAGCCCC